AUGGGCUCAAUUGAAACUCCCGAGACCGCCAUAGGUCUCGACCAGCCUUUCAAGUUUUCCAAACCAGGACUUCCCAAUACUGCAGAAGAGUGGAUCGCACGUGCAAAGGAUGUCGCUCAGAUCCUCGCCGCGGAUGCUCCACGGCGUGACAUUCAGAACAAGUCCCCAUUCACUGAGAUUCAGCUUCUCAAGGCUUCAGGUUUAACCAAGCUCUUGGGGCCCAAGGACUACGGUGGGGCCGGUCAGGAUUGGGCGAUCGCUUACAAGGCAAUCCGAGAAGUCGCAAAGGGCGAUGGCUCCAUCGGCAUGCUGCUGGGCUACCAUCUGCUGUGGUCUACCACGGCCAACGUCGUCGGCACCGAUGAGCAGAAACACCGCGUGCAGAAGCUGAUCCUGGACAAUGAUUGGUUUGUGGGCGGUGCCGUGAACCCGCGGAACGCCGACCUUAAGAUCACUAGCGACGGUGAGGAGAUCGUGUUUAAUGGUUUCAAGUCUUUCAACACUGGCGGCGUCGUAUCUGACGCCACGAUCCUCGAGGGCGUGUUGGAUGGUACCGAAGACCACAUCUUCACAAUUGUACCUACAAAGCAGCCAGGGAUCCGAUUCGGCCGUGAUUGGGACAACAUCGGCAUGAGGCUGACCGAGUCCGGGAGCGUCAAGAUCGAGAACGUGCGUGUUCCGUGGACCAAUGCAUUUGGUUGGGACAGCAAGACCAAGAGGCCCAUCGCCGAGGUUUUGAGGAUCCCUUUUGCGUCCCUAUUGUUACCGACCAUCCAGCUGGUCUUCUCCAAUUUCUACGUGGGCAUCGGUCUGGGGGCGCUCGAGGAGGCCAAGAAAUGGACCAGCUCGAAAACCCGCGCGUGGCCCUACGGCGGGGACAACAAAGCGAAGGCAACAGAUGAACACUACAUUUUGGCGCGGUAUGGCAAUUUCCACGCUCAUCUGAGGGCGGCCGAGGCACUGGCGGAUCUUGCAGGCGAGAAAAUCAGGGAUGUGUACGCUGACCACGGCGAGAAGAGAGAUGUGAGCGCACGGCGGCGGGGAGAGUCGGCAGAAUGGGUGGCGAGCAUCAAAAUCGUGGCCACCGAGACCAGCCUCCGGGUCACAAGCGGAGUGUUUGAGGUGACGGGGGCGAGCUCCACGGCGAGAAAGGUUGGACUGGAUCGGUUUUGGAGGGACGUGAGGACACACACGUUGCACGACCCGGUGGCAUAUAAGGAACGCGAGCUAGGGACCUUUUACCUGUUAGAUGAGGUGCCCGAGCCGACCUGGUACACCUGA
Molecule: messenger RNA, 1281 nt
Organism: Cladophialophora psammophila CBS 110553
Lineage: Eukaryota; Fungi; Ascomycota; Eurotiomycetes; Chaetothyriales; Herpotrichiellaceae
Product: acyl-CoA dehydrogenase
Exons: 1
Coding region: 1-1281 (426 amino acids)
Biological process (GO): L-leucine catabolic process
Molecular function (GO): 3-methylbutanoyl-CoA dehydrogenase activity; flavin adenine dinucleotide binding
Source: RefSeq, a predicted model, not a curated record